AUGGCUACCAAGUCCGAGGAUGAUAAUAAGUCGGUGAGCGCACCUCCUGCAACUUCUAUGUCUGCGUUAUUCCAAUGCAGACGACCGUCAUCUGUAUUUUCCUUCCCACGAAGCAAACCGGAUCAUACUUCUACUCUAUCUCGCAUUCGUGAUAUUGUCUCCGCACCCGAUUUCAUGCCUUCCCCUGUCGUCCAAAAUGUCAACGCUUGCGCUGCUGCUCUCACAGCUACAGAUUUUUCCGAUAUUUUGCAGACGCCCAACAUCAAAGGUCACACCGCGUUGUAUUGGGCAAUCGUGAAUCACCAUAGCGAUGCAUUUGUGGCGUUUUAUAGAUGGAUUUCCCAAUUUUCGUCUGUUUGUACCUCCGACAUGCGUCUUGCAUGCAUGACCACUAGUAAUCACGAAUUGUUCACGGCGCUGAAUUUGGGACGUGUCGUUAAUCCCAAAGACGAGUCUUUGAGACGCUUUUUGGGUUGUCCGUCGGAUGAGAUUGAUGUGCAUGAUGAAGGGGAUGGACUGUGCAAGAACAAGUUCGUCGCUUGUCUCCGCAUCAGGAUGUUCCAGAAACGCCUGCGGAUUACAGAGGAGGACGUAUAUAGUUGUGGCAAUUUUACAUAGGGACUGAGGGGUAGUGGCGCACCGGGUUCAGUCUUUCUCAGCAUAGUUUUCCAGCUCACACAGAAGCUGAAUUCAUGAUCGAGGCCCACGGAGGGAAACCCGGUCGCACAAGUCCACCUUAACAGCUACGUUCGUAUCAUAUUGGACGUCGGGUGCUUGUUCCUGAGGGGUAGGUUUAAACACAUUCGAAGCCAAGGCAAACUGACGGUCCCAUGACCCCUCUUCCCCUGUCGGCUACGCAGAUCCAAGGUACCAGGUUCCAUAAGAUGAUAUUGGUCGUUUUACGAUUGGUUGAUGGACGAGUAAGUCUUCUCCCUUACGCUUCCCCAUCUCGAUCCAUUUGCACGUGUUGUUUGAGCGGUGAAUCUACCAAC
This is a messenger RNA of Suillus paluster, 992 nucleotides long. RefSeq lists its product as uncharacterized. NCBI's taxonomy places the organism in Eukaryota, Fungi, Basidiomycota, Agaricomycetes, Boletales, Suillaceae. The record is from RefSeq and is a predicted model, not a curated record. The coding region runs from base 1 to 618 and encodes 205 amino acids. The transcript is spliced from 3 exons.